AUACUCAGUGUAAAUUAGGGUUUGGGGGUUUUAAGGGUUUAGAACUGAAGAAAAAAAAUUUGAGUUAAGUUGCAGAGCAAGUGUGGAAGCAAUGGAACAGGGUUUUAAAGGGGAUCCAAGUCAGGCAACUUUUUCUUUUGUUGAUGAAGAUCACACUCUUGCCAACUCUGUUAGAUUCACAUUGAAUCAAGAUCCGAGGGUAUCAUUCUGUGGAUACAGUAUUCCUCAUCCCUCAGAUGCUCGAGUUAAUAUUAGAGUUCAAACAACAGGUGAAUCAGCAAGGGAAGUAUUGAAAGAUGCAUGCCAGAAUUUGAUGUUCAUGUGCCAGCAAGUUAGGAGCACUUUUGACAAAGCUGUUGACAAUCAUAAGGCAAACAUUCCGAUAGAUAUGGAUCAUAAAACAAAUAACUCCAAUGAAAUGGAAACAAGCAGCAGCAGCAGCGAGUGAAACUGGUAUCGUUGUUGUUAAUUGGGAAUAUAACCUUCAUUUUUUAUAGUAUUGAAGAAAUGCAAUGUAAAUGUCUCUGUUCCAUCAUGAUUUAUCAUGAUUGGUGCUUCAUCUAUGAUCUUAUUCUAUUUUUACGUUACUCUUUUGUAGAAUCAAAUAUAUUUAUUUUGACAAUCAUGAGACAGCAGUGGCGGAACCUGGAUUAUUA
Mercurialis annua (annual mercury) is the source of this 656-nucleotide messenger RNA. RefSeq names its product DNA-directed RNA polymerases I and III subunit RPAC2-like. Gene Ontology annotation, biological process: DNA-templated transcription. The record is from RefSeq and is a predicted model, not a curated record. Lineage: Eukaryota; Viridiplantae; Streptophyta; Magnoliopsida; Malpighiales; Euphorbiaceae. The transcript is spliced from 3 exons. Gene Ontology annotation, molecular function: DNA binding; protein dimerization activity; DNA-directed RNA polymerase activity. Gene Ontology annotation, cellular component: RNA polymerase III complex; RNA polymerase I complex. Bases 92 to 448 code for a protein of 118 amino acids.